UAUCUUAUACCUUACACUGGAUGCUAAUUCUUAUAUAUAAUACAAACUCUUUUAAAGAACUACGAAUGAAGUAUUUAUCAUUCUCUAUAACUCAUUUUUUCAUCUCAUUUCUUAUCCCAUUUUCAAGACCAUAUUUGUGAUAUAGCUGAGUUUGUAAAAUGUAUGAUCAUUUAUAAGGUUCAAAAUCAUCCACCAGAAGAAAAAAAAAUUCAAAAUACGCCGCAGGAGAAUAUGCAAGUUUUUUUAGAACAGUACGGUACCAGGUAUCUCUCAUUUUGAUGAUAUUUGAAAUCUUAAUUGUUGGCCAUAAUAUAAAAGUUUUGAAUUUAUUUGUUUAAUAGCUUAUUUAUUUUGGAUAAAACUUAUCUUUCUUUAAAAAAUAAUUAUUAUGCAUUAUGUGUAUAGUAUUUUAAUCUUUUCUCUACUACCUCCAACUCUGGAAAACAGGUCUCCUUCCCUACCCCUACAUGCAAACUUUCACGUGAAAUGCACGUGCAAAGUUUUAGUAUUUGUAAUUCCACGCGACCCCUUCCCUCCCUCGCAGCCUGCCUUCCCCGCGAUCCCCAGCACUCUUCUCCCUCUCCCCGCAUUCCUCCCUCCCCAAUCGGAACCCAUGUCUCCUCACCGCCUCUCCUCACCGAUCCGAUGCUCCUCCCCUGCUCCCUUAUCUCCAUCCACUUAUUACCCUUCUCCGUUUUCGACCUCCGCUUCUACUCCCUUCCUCUCUCCUCAUCUCAUUUCCUUUCUCUCCCCGCCGUCCCCAUUAAUCUCCCCGCCUCCCCUUCCCGCCUCUCGCUGGACGCCUGCUUCCACCUCUCCUCCCUCCGUUCCUGCCCUUGAAUUCUUAAGCUGAAGGUUACAGAUUAGCCUGUUGUGAUUUACCAAAGCCAGAAGCAGGGGACCCGCGUUGGUGGCGCCGCCUCCUCUCUGAACCAAAUCAGUUUCCAGAAUUCGGAUCUUGGAGCCCAACAUUGUUUCAUCUUGGACGAGAUGGAUCUGUUCCACAGGGCGAGGCUGGUCCGGCUCCGUAGCCACCUCGACAAGUACCUGAUGGCGGAGGACGACCAGGAGAACGUGUGCCAGGACCGCCGAGGCGCCUCCUACAACGCCCGGUGGGCGGUGGAGCUAGUGGAGGGGCCCCACCCCUUGGUGCGCCUCAAGAGCCGGCACGACCUCUACCUCACCGCCUCCAACGAGCCCUUCCUUCUCGGCUGCGCCGGCCGCAAGGUCAUCCAGACCGCGCCCACCCGCCUCGACUCUUCCGUCGAGUGGGAGCCCAUCCGCGAGGGCUUCCAGGUCAUGCUCAAGACCCGCGACGGCCGCUUCCUCCAAGCCAACGGCGGCCUCCCACCGUGGCGCAACUCGGUCAGCCACUACCCCCCUCACUGCUCCAUCGCCCCGACCUGGAUCUUGUGGGACGUCCACAUCCUUGAUAUAACAACCCCCUCGCCCUCCACCUCUCCCUCCGUAGCGUUGGAUCUGCCGCCGGAGCCCGACAGGUGUUCUCAGUCCUCCAGGCCCUCCGAUGUGUCCCUGAGACUGUCCAAAAUAGAGUCAUCUUCUUUUUGGGGCUCACUGCACAAGGUGGAGGGCCGUACCAUCCACUACACUGUUGCAGAUGAUGAUGGCAACUUGGACGAGAGCUUCGAGAGGUCUUCUUUCAUUUUCAAUAAGCUGGGUGUCAAGCAAUUGACACAAAAAUUGGAGGAGGAAACAAAUCUCAGGGAUAUAAUUGUCUGCCACCGGAAUUCGUUGAAUGGGCGGCUUUAUCCUCUUCAUCUGACGCUGCCACCUAAUAAUGCAGCAAUGCAUGUUGUGGUCGUCCGGGCAUCAUCAAGAGAGCAAGCAUCUUUAUCUGCUUCACAUGGAACACUGAUUCUGAGAUGCUCUAUUUCUUGGUUAUUUCACGACCUAUUCUCAGUACCUUUGAUUAUUUGCAAAGGAGUUAAUGUACACUUGAUUGGAUACAUAUUUUGAACCUGUAUGUUAUUAUUUCCAUCUGGCAUAAAGAAUAGGCAGAAUUGUAAUUAAUCUGAUCUUGAGCAUGGCUCAAUUAAAUUUGAGGCAAAGUUGAGAUGUUCAUAAAAAUUGUUCUCGGAACCUGAGGUCUUUGAUUACAUUUGUAGCGAACGCAAUCUUUACAUCCCAAUGUAACGGCUGGAAUUCCUAUUGGUUACUAAAAAUUCAAUCCAUUAGAUUGAUAUCUUUAUUUUUCUCCUGAGAGAACACUAGCUUGAUAUUGUGGUUUCAUUAGUAUGUAUAUUCCUCUGCGUGCAUAUAAAAUCCUAGGUUAUUCGAGCUAAACAUGAGUGAGCUAAGGAAUUGACAAGAUUGAUUCAUUUACUAUUUGAGCAACCCCUUUUUGUGUCAAAUAUUGAGCUUAACAUGAGCUCAUUCAUUUGACAGCCCAAAGAUGGAGUUAAGCAGAUAAGUAUUGAGCUGUGCCCUUUUCAGAAUUUUUAUGAUCUUUUUCAAUUGAAAGAACAAUGGCUGGCCAAGCAUAUAGGCCAGAUUAAUGUUAAGUUUAGUGAUAGCAGAUAAUGAUGAUAUAGAGGAAGAUUCUGUUACCUGUUUGACUGUGUUCCUCUCUGUACUAACACUUUUAUUGAUUGGGGCUGCUUAUUUAUCACAAGAUGAUCUUAUAUUUCUGUUUCCAGUGGCGAGACCUUAGAAGAACCAAAAGUUUCCAGUUUGUUUUUCUGUACGUCUGAGUUGCAUUAUUAUGUAAACUUUUUGGAUAUCUGCAAAAACCAAUACUUGCUAGAAGAAACUCACAGGAAAACAAUAAAUUCCAAUAGCCUGCUUUAUGACAGACUACUCCCCUGCACUCUCUUUUCCUUACCAUGUCAAAGCUAAUACUUACUUCUAGGCAACAUAAACUAUGAAGGAAUAUGAAUUUUCUUGAUUGAACGAUCUCCUGAUUUGGAUCUCCUUCAUUACCAGUAAACAAACCGUUCACUGGUACCAGCUAUAUAUGAUGCUUAUUUUUCAACUUUCCAUCAGUGUAGUUAAACCAAAAUCUCUUGUGGUUUCUUACUUGUUAUUUUGGUCGUACUGCAGUGUCCCUUUACAUUAAUAAAGGACCUUUGAAUAGAUUGACCUUUUUCUGAAAAAAUAGUUUCUUUUACAUUAUUUCUCUGAGACAUUUUGAGCCUUUAUAUUGUCUGGAGCUACUCCUUGUGUUUGCUAAAUGAGAAGAACUUCCUAUUCUUAAAUGCCCACUUUUAACAUUGACAUGAAGUCUAUGCUCUGCAGUUCUGAGCAUAGGACAUAAAUGAAUUGUUCCAAUAGUGGGAACAUACUCGUACUCAUUCAAUCUAGUUUUGAAAAAUUAUCUUGUUUUCUAUGAAGUUGGAAUGACUUUCAAACUAUUCAUAAAUUUAUUAUCCAGAAACCCUGUGUGCCCUUUUUCUAAGGUUCUGCACCACCACACAUUGUUAUUAUUUUAUUUUUUUCAUUCUUUUCUGGAUAUUUUUGUUGACUUUAUUGAUGUAGGACAAUAAGACUAUGUGAGAAAGAAAAUAUUGUGGAGAACUUUUUCUACCUACUUUAUGAGGUAGUCAUCAUGUAUAUUUAUGGUUGAGAAUGUACAAGAGAAUACA
This is a messenger RNA of Phoenix dactylifera (date palm), 3602 nucleotides long. RefSeq lists its product as uncharacterized. The record is from RefSeq and is a predicted model, not a curated record. Lineage: Eukaryota; Viridiplantae; Streptophyta; Magnoliopsida; Arecales; Arecaceae.